This is a messenger RNA of Tetrahymena thermophila SB210, 1122 nucleotides long. RefSeq names its product FAD/FMN-binding family oxidoreductase. The transcript is spliced from 2 exons. The record is from RefSeq and is a predicted model, not a curated record. Gene Ontology annotation, molecular function: FMN binding; oxidoreductase activity. Lineage: Eukaryota; Ciliophora; Oligohymenophorea; Hymenostomatida; Tetrahymenidae.
AUGAAGAAUUUGCUAACUCCAAUAACUUUAGGAAAGUUAAAUCUCAAAAAUAGAUUCAUCCUUGCUCCAAUGACUAGAAUGAGAGGUGAAUUAGAUGGUACUCCUACUGAUAUUAUGGCAGAAUAUUUCAGUUAAAGAUCAUCUUUUGGACUUAUUGUUACAGAAGCAAGUUUCAUCAAUCCUUAUGCAAACACAUAUCCAGGAAAUGGUGCUCUCUUUAAUGGUAAACACCUUGAGGCUUGGAAGAGGGUUGUAGAGAAAGUUCAUUAAAGUGGUGGCAAGAUUUCUAUUUAGCUUUAUCAUGUAGGUCGUUCUGGAAAUAAAGCCAUUUUAGGUGCUGAUUCUGUAGCUCCCUCCCCAAUAGCCAUUAAUGGAAUAGAUUUUUUGACUUAAAAACCUUAUGAAACACCUAAGGAAUUGACUAAAUCUUAGAUCUAAUAAAUAUUAGAGGAAUUCCAAAAUUCAGCUAUAUUAGCAAAAUAAGCAGGUUUUGAUGGUGUCCAGCUACAUGGUGCUAAUGGUUAUCUUGUCGAUUAAUUCCUUAGAGAUGGAACUAAUCAAAGAAAAGAUGAAUAUGGUGGCAGUGUUGAAAACAGAAGUAGAUUCCUACUUGAAGCUGUUGAUAGACUUAUAGAUGGUUUCAGUGCUGAAAAUGUUAGUGUGAGAGUUUCUCCAACAGAUAGAUUUAGUGAUAUGUAUGACUCUAACCCUUUGUAACUUUUAUCUUAUCUCUUGCCUUAACUUGACAAGAAAGGUCUUCAAUUUGUUGAAGUAAAAAGACAUGGUCCAGUUGAUCCUAAAAAAGAAAAACCUGGUAGAUAACUCCCUGAUUAUUAGAUACCAAACUUUUAUGAAACAUUGAGACCUCUAUUAAAGAAGACACCAUUUGUAGGAAACACAGGUAUUUCUGUAGAUGAAGGAACUAAAUUAGUCUAGUAAGGUACUUUAGAUGCUGUUGCAUUUGGCUACUUAGGUAUUUGCAACCCAGACCUCCCAGUUAGAAUUUAAAACAACUAUCCCCUCAAUUUGAAUGCUGAUCAUAAUACUUUCUACACAGGUGGAGCUAGAGGAUACACUGAUUAUCCUGCAUUUAGUUAGGAAAACAGUUAACAAGCUGUAUGA